AUGGUAAAGCAGAUCGAGAGCAAAUAUGCUUUUCAGGAAGCCUUGAACAGUGAGGGGAACACUUUAGUAGUUGACUUCUCUGCCACAGGGUGUGGGCCUUGCACAAUGGUCAAGUCCAUCUCUCAUGCCCUCUCUGAGAAGGAUCCCAACGUGGUGUGCCUUGAAGUAGAUGUGGGUGACUGUCAGAGGUUGCUUCAGAGUGUGAAGCCAACCCUCCCAUUUUUAAAAAAGGAACAGAAGGUGGGUGAAUUUUCUGGAGCUGAUAAGGAAAAACUUGAAGCUACCAUUAAUGAAUUAAUCUAAUUAUGUUUUCUGAAAACAUAACCAGUCAUUGGAUGUUGACAACUUGUGAUAUUUUUUUAUUUACAAAAAGGAAAGAUCAAGUAUGAAGACUAUAUACCCAACUGCCAUCUGAUUAUAAGUGACAAUAAAAUAUUA
Messenger RNA from Acinonyx jubatus (cheetah), 438 nucleotides. Its product is annotated as thioredoxin-like. The coding region runs from base 1 to 303 and encodes 100 amino acids. The transcript has a single exon. The record is from RefSeq and is a predicted model, not a curated record. NCBI's taxonomy places the organism in Eukaryota, Metazoa, Chordata, Mammalia, Carnivora, Felidae.